UUUGGAAAGGCCUCAUUCCCUUCCCACCUCAUCCCUCGUCUUCAAGACAUGCUUUGCACAGCCACAACUUGCAGCCAUGUGUUUGUUCGCCCUCGCACCGAAGCUCGCGUGGCAUCGAAUCAGAGCAGGUGAUGACAGCCUUGUGCAUUCGGAGCAGCGGGUUCCUGUGGCCGGAUUGCGCGGGCCCAACAAGAGCCGUCCUAAAGCGCCCUGAUUGUCAGGAGGCGAUAGGUAGAUGCCUCGUCAUCGGGCACCCAAGUCCCCCAACGCACGGGCCCCAUUCAGGAAUUGUGUGCACCAUGUACUUGGUAGAAGGCUUCCUUUCUCGGGACUCGGCGCUCAGGCACUGCCACAACCGCCCGUGAUUGUUGCUCUCGGAUUAUCUGCAAGCGCUGAGGUCGGAGUGAUCGCAUACAGAUCCAGGUCAUCUUUUUCUACACGACAUCCUCCUGCUCCCCAGCAGCCCAAAAGAAAUCGUUCAGUCAACCUCACUCUUUGUGUGGCGUAUUUCCAGGCUGAUCGCUUCCCCGUCCGGCCCAAGCUCCUGCGUCACCCACCCCCUCUCCCAGUCGUUGCGCCAAGCAAACCACUGUAGGCCUCUCGGCGGCAAAGCCAUCAUCUUUAGGACUCGUCGAGUCCUCGGGGCCUUGCAGGCUUCCCGAUACUCACACAUUCUCUAGUCUGCAGUUUCUCUGAGUGACUGCCACAUUCUGGAGAUGGACUCCCACCUGAGGCGCAAGGACACCACCAAAGGUCCGCCCCUGCGCAUCUUAUCACUAGAUGGUGGAGGUGUUCGCGGCUAUUCCAUGUUCCUGAUCCUGCAAGAGCUGAUGCACCGGACGUUCGUCGAAAUCGAAGGUCGGGCCCCCAAACGAUCCGAGAUACCUAAGCCAUGCGAUCAUUUUGACCUCAUUGUUGGCACUGGCACCGGUGGCCUCAUCGCCUUGAUGCUUGGCAGGCUGCGUCUGGAUAUCGAGACAUGCAAGGAACUGUAUGUGCGCCUGACGCGCAUGGUGUUUGAGACGGACAAGACCAUCGCUGGGAUUCCCUAUAGGUCUACGCUGUUCAAGGCGACCAAGCUGGAGGAGGCAAUCAAGGAGUGUGUCAGGGAGCAUACGGUGUAUGAACGAGAGGGCAACGACCUGUCUGAAACGAGCAGCACGUAUCCCAUGUCCACUGCCUCGCGAUCGAGCGCUGCCUAUCCGAGAAGGCAUUCGAGCAACGCGAGUGUGAUCAGCUUCAGCGCCAAAAGCCCAACAUCGCAGGCAGCAAGGCCCGCCUUUUCUUCACGCUGGGGCAAUCCCAACGCCCGCUUGUAUGACGAGAGGGAGAACAGGACCAAGACUGCCAUUACAGCUGUAUAUCGAGGUACCCAACGAGGCGGCGCUCCGGCGCUUUUGCGAUCCUACGAUUCCAGAAAGGAGCCCGCUCCUGAGUUUGACUGCAAGAUUUGGCAAGCUGGGAGAGCAACCUGCGCCAUCGGUUUGGCUUUCAAGCCGAUUCAGAUCGGUCACUCGGUUUUCCACGACGAUGGCGCUGGUACCUUCAACCCUUCCAUCACUGCUCUGGACGAGGCAGUGGUGAAUGAGUGGCCCGGCCGUGAGGUUGGCGUAUUUGUCAGCGUCGGAACGGGAAAGCGGCCAAAGAGCAGUGACACAAACUCGACCUUGUGGUACGAGGGCUUCAUGGGGGAGUUUGCCGAGGCCAGGAGGAGGUUGAUAGCCAAGAUUGAGGGCUGUGAGAAGAUUCAUGAGCUCAUGAAAAAGGAACACCUGCCCAAGCGGGGUGUCAACAUUGAGCAUUAUUACCGGCUCAAUGUGGAGGUGGGCGUGGGAGAGUUUGGCAUGAAUGAGUGGAACCGGCUGGCCGAAAUCAGUACCAACACCCGGCGCUAUUUGGCGAGGGAGGAGGAGCAGAAGAUGGUACAGGGAGCGUCAUCGAAGCUGGCCAAGAUUCACUUCGCCAAGUUGCGGUGGGAGCGUCUCGGAUCCAUGAGUGCCGCAGAGCAAGAAAAGAAGUUGCCGGAAAUCUCGAUGCCUCUGGCUGUUGAGUUGCCAGGCGAUAUUCCUGUCUUCCCUCCUCGCACACCACCCAGUCGACAGUCGUACGAGUCUGGAAGCGACAUGCUUCCAAGGCCCGGUGUCAGCACGCCGUCCCCCAGAAGUUCAGGCGAGCGGUUCCCGCCUUCGCCGCUGGGCAUCACGCAGCCGUACUCGAGCGCCCCUACUCUAGCCCCUCCGCCGCCUCCCCAAGGUGGUCGCCCGGCUAAGCCUCCGAACAAUGACGACGCAGACCGGCUGACGGUGAAUGCUCCGACGCCCUCGCAGUACCGAACGGCGUCAGGCUCAGACAAGAUUGCUAUUGUGAGCGCGGAUGACUACCCUCGACGGUACCAAGAGCUUCCAUCACAGCAGCAGCCAUUACCAGUACGUGAUGGACCUCCCCCCUUGCCUCCCAAAACACCGCUUCCCGAGAGGCAACAUUCAACCUCUGGGCGAGGAGCUGCUCCUGCGCUGCCUUACCCCCUGGAUGAAGAUGCACCGCCGGCUGUGAACCUUGCCAGGAAACCAAACUAUGUGGCCAAAUAA
This is a messenger RNA of Podospora pseudocomata, 2588 nucleotides long. RefSeq lists its product as uncharacterized. The transcript is spliced from 4 exons. NCBI's taxonomy places the organism in Eukaryota, Fungi, Ascomycota, Sordariomycetes, Sordariales, Podosporaceae. The record is from RefSeq and is a predicted model, not a curated record. Bases 717 to 2588 code for a protein of 623 amino acids. Gene Ontology annotation, cellular component: membrane. Gene Ontology annotation, biological process: arachidonate metabolic process.